Molecule: messenger RNA, 2632 nt
Organism: Paralichthys olivaceus (Japanese flounder)
Lineage: Eukaryota; Metazoa; Chordata; Actinopteri; Pleuronectiformes; Paralichthyidae
Source: RefSeq, a predicted model, not a curated record
CCCACAGAGUCUGAUCACCGCUCACGACCAGUUCAAGGCCACUCUGCCCGAGGCCGACAAGGAGCGCAUGGCCACCAUGGGCAUCCACAACGAGAUCCUGAAGAUCGCCCAGACCUACGGCAUCAAGCUGUCCGGAAUCAACCCCUACACCAACCUCACCCCCCCGGACAUCAGCACUAAGUGGGACACUGUGAAGCACCUCGUGCCCCUCAGAGACCAAAUGCUCCAGGAGGAGGUGGCCAGACAACAGGCCAACGAGAGACUGAGGCGCCAGUUUGCUGCCCAGGCCAACAUCAUCGGACCCUGGAUUCAAACCAAGAUGGAGGAGAUCAGCCACGUGUCCGUGGACAUCGCCGGCUCCCUGGAGGAACAGAUGAACAGCCUGAAGCAGUACGAGCAGAACAUCAUCAACUACAAAUCCAACAUCGACAAGCUGGAGGGCGACCACCAGCUCAGCCAGGAGUCCCUCAUCUUCGACAACAAGCACACCAACUACACCAUGGAGCACAUCCGCGUGGGCUGGGAGCAGCUGCUCACCACCAUCGCCAGAACCAUCAACGAGGUGGAGAACCAGAUCCUGACCCGCGACGCCAAGGGCAUCAGCCAGGAGCAGCUCAACGAGUUCAGAGCCUCCUUCAACCACUUCGACAGGAAGAGAAACGGGAUGAUGGACCCAGACGACUUCCGCGCCUGCCUCAUCUCCAUGGGCUACGAUCUGGGUGAGGUGGAGUUUGCUCGCAUCAUGACCCUGGUGGACCCCAACAACACGGGCGUGGUGACCUUCCAGGCCUUCAUCGACUUCAUGACCCGCGAGACCGCUGAGACAGACACCGCAGAACAGGUCAUGGCCUCCUUCAAGAUUCUGGCCUCAGACAAGAACUACAUCACAGUGGACGAGCUGCGCAGGGAGCUGCCUCCCGAGCAGGCCGAGUACUGUAUCAGCCGCAUGACCAGGUACAUCGGAGUCGACAGCCCGACCGGCGCCCUGGACUACAUCUCCUUCUCCAGUGCCCUCUACGGAGAGAGCGACUUAUAAAAACGCAGCCGCUUUCCCUUCACCUCCUCUCAUCCCUUCUUCCCAGCUUCCCCCUAUUUCUCCUGUUCGGAGAGAGCAAUUUUAAAACCCUUCCACUGUCCUCCUACAUUUGUUCUUAUCAUCUUUUCCUCUUUCAAAUCUUAACCUCUACUCAUCCUCCUCUACACAGCCUGAGCGGGUGAGAGUAGCAGACUCUGCUCAAAUGUGGGCGGUCCCUCUUCUUUCGAAACCUUUAACAAACACACGGGUGCCAGGUAUUGCACUGAACUUAUGUAAGGAGCGUACGGAGGAGAAGUUAAACACAAGGCGGUGACGAGGGAGAAAGAUAAAGAAUCGUAUGUUGAGCAGAGCCUCCUGCUCUCCACCCCUCUCUCUCUCAGAUGACAUAUUUUUUGUAGAAGGGUAAUUAAAGAAGAAAAUGUGAUAAAAAGCUGGUUGGUCAGUUGGCUUGGUUGGUUGUGUAUUUGUGCAGAUGCAUGCUAUGUUGAAGUUUAGAAAUGCUGUGAGUCUCAGACUCUUCCUUAAAUCAUGUAAAACCCAUCAUCAGGAGCCCGAGCGUCUCGGUCAGCAGAGGACGGUCGGGUGUUAGAGUCCGGGCCACACUGAGGGCGUGAGCGGCGCGUGGCGGCUGCGUCGCUGAUCUGCUGCGUCACACAGGGAGCGCGUCUGCUGCGGAGCUGCUACAUAAGGUUACUGGUAUCACUACUGUGUUUUCUUAAAAGUACUGCGUUAUACUGGAGUAAACGGCAGGACUCUACGGUAUGAAGCUGUGCAGCUUCUGGUCCUGCAAUAACAAUACAAAUCUUAAAACGCUGGAGUGCUUUUACUUUGAAACAGGAACAGGAAGUGCUACAAUUGUUGGUGGCGUAUUUGACACAUGAUUUUUAUUGUUGCUGUGAACCGAGCGCGGUGCACUCCGACUCCAGAAGAGCAGCGCGGCUCAGUUUAGCUUGAACCUGAUAAUAAAAGACAUUCUGCGGCGCACACGCGACGCCCACGCAGCCAGUGUGGCCCGGGGCGUAACGAACACGUCAAAACAUUUCAAAACACCACAGUGACACAUGAACGUUAGCAGCUAUCGCCUUCCUCCUGGAGAUCUUAAAAACCUUUAAGAAGCGCAGGAACAAGCGGAGGAUGAAUGAGAGAAUCUGAACUUUGAAGCGCUGAGUGAUGAACAGAGAGAGAGAGCAACUCGAAGCAAAGCACUGUGGGUAAAAGAAUAUAAAAGUGAGAGGGCCGCGGCCACAGAGAGAAAUCACACGCCUCUCCGCGGAGGAGGAGGGACUUAGACAGAGGGGCGUCGAGCAGUGAGAGAGACGACAGGGCGUCAGGAAAGUUGCGGACUAAUUAAGAAGAAUCGAUCCUGUACGUGGGACCGUGGCGGAACUUUGUCAGGGAGGGAGCUCAUAGGGUUUAGUCCCUUUUUUUAAAUGACGGGUCGGCCAUGAUUAAAGCAGCGCGAGUUCUCCUCAUUCUCCUCCGUCCUUCAUCCUCGACUCACUGUGUUCAUCACUGACGCCACGAAACACUCACUUUCACACAGUCCAACUAAAAACACCACAACUUGGAAUAAAAAAGAAAAAUGAUAUAACUGAA